GUUCCUGUCCAUCCUGUCUUCUAUAAAAAGUGUCAGGUGUUGUAGAAUUCGAUUCAUUGUUUUCUUGGUCGGCUGAAUCUUUAUUUGGAAAAUGUCGCUUGUAGCAAGUCCUUUAUCAGUAGCAGGACAGAGGACCUCAGGGGCUUCAGUUCGGAGUCAAAAUGUAAUGGCUGCAUCUGCAAUAGCCAACAUAGUGAAGAGUUCACUAGGCCCAGUUGGUUUAGAUAAGAUGCUCGUUGACGAUAUUGGUGAUGUAACAGUCACCAAUGAUGGCGCUACAAUUCUGAAACUAUUGGAAGUGGAGCAUCCUGCUGCCAGAGUUUUGGUUGAGCUGGCUCAACUUCAAGAUGAGGAAGUAGGUGAUGGUACAACAUCUGUUGUAAUUAUUGCUGCCGAAUUGUUGAAGAAUGCCGAUGAGCUGGUGAAGCAGAAAAUUCAUCCCACMUCCAUUAUUAGCGGCUAUAGGUUGGCAUGCAAAGAGGCCUGCAGAUACAUCCAAGAUAAUCUCACGAUCCCAGUUGAAGAGCUUGGCAAAGAAUCGCUCAUCAAUGUUGCUAAAACCUCGAUGAGUUCCAAGAUUAUUGGAGCUGAUGCUGAUCUAUUCUCCAACAUGGUAGUAGAAGCAGCUUAUGCUGUAAAAAUUACUGAUGUGCGCGGAAACGCUUUAUACCCAAUCAAAGCAGUGAAUAUUCUGAAAGCUCAUGGACGUAGCGCUAGGGAGAGUAUCUUAGUACAAGGCUAUGCUCUCAAUUGCACUGUAGCUAGUCAGGCCAUGCCAAAGCAAGUGGUUGGAGCAAAAAUUGCUUGCCUGGACUUCUCUUUACAGAAAGCUAAAAUGAAGAUGGGAGUUCAGGUACUUAUUAACGACCCGACGAAACUUGAGGGCGUUCGAGCGCGUGAAUUAGACAUUACUAAAGAACGAAUUCACAAAAUUCUGUCUACAGGUGUCAAUGUUAUCUUGUGCUCAGGAGGUAUUGACGACUUGUGUCUGAAGUACUUUGUUGAAGCCGGCGCUAUCGGCGUUAGGAGAGUUAAAAAAGUCGAUUUGAAGCGAAUUGCAAAAGCUACUGGAGCAACUUUCCUUACAUCGUUGUCAAACAUGGAAGGUGAGGAAUCUUUUGACGCCAGCAUGAUUGGAGAAGCCGCUGAAGUCGUACAGGAAAGGAUAUCUGACGAUGAAUUGAUCAUAAUUAAAAACCCAAAGCAACGAACUGCGGCAUCCAUUAUUCUGCGUGGACCCAAUGAUUUCUAUUGCGAUGAAAUGGAAAGAUCUGUUCAUGAUGCUCUGUCCGUUGUUAAGCGGGUGUUGGAGUCAAAAAGCGUUGUGGUUGGGGGUGGUGCAGUUGAAGCUGCUCUAUCAAUCUAUUUGGAGAACUUUGCCACUUCCGUCAGCAGUAGAGAACAGCUAGCUAUUGCUGAAUUCGCUCACAGUCUUUUGGUUAUUCCGAAGACUUUAGCAGUAAAUGCUGCUAAAGAUGCCACUGACUUGGUAGCUAAACUUAGGGCUUAUCAUAAUUCAAGCCAGACGAAGGUCGAGCAUUCAAGCAUGAAGUAUGUUGGAUUGGAUCUCAUUGAGGGCUCAGUGAAAGAUAAUAGAAAGGCGGGUGUGCUGGAGCCUACGAUUUCAAAAAUCAAGUCUCUAAAGUUUGCUACUGAAGCUGCAAUCACUAUUUUGAGGAUAGAUGAUAUGAUCAAACUAGAUGCUCAGGAGAAAUCUGGAAGAAACUACCAGCAAGCUUUGCAGAGUGGAGAACUGUAUGAUUAAUUGAUUUUUCAGAUAGUUUUUUUAGUGUUAUCAUUUGGAAAGCAUUUAAAACUUGUGUGGUGAAAAGUAUUUCUAAUUUUGACCAUUUCAGUUUUAAAUUAGAUAGAUAUCGGAAUGCAAUUAUAAUUUUACUUCCGAUUUCUAUAUGCGAAAUUUAUGUUCACCGUUCAGUGAUUAAUAUGGCACAUUUAUUUUCUUACGUUUGCAUUUUGUAUUUUUUGUAAAUGUACCCACAUUUGCUAAAGAACUCUUCGAACAUUUACUUGACUAAAUACUCAUAGUUUUCUUUAGCAAAUGCAACCCUUAUAGUGUAAUCCACGUUGCAUUUACGAUUCAAUGUUUAAAUCGCUUUCUAAAUUCCCUUUGCCACUAUUCGCAUUUGCUUUAAUUACCGAAUGUGUUAAGCUAGUACUAAUACCCACACUACUUUUUCAAUAAACAUUUUAAACUAA
Molecule: messenger RNA, 2217 nt
Organism: Dendroctonus ponderosae (mountain pine beetle)
Lineage: Eukaryota; Metazoa; Arthropoda; Insecta; Coleoptera; Curculionidae
Gene: CCT1
Product: T-complex protein 1 subunit alpha
Exons: 11
Coding region: 92-1765 (557 amino acids)
Biological process (GO): protein folding
Cellular component (GO): chaperonin-containing T-complex
Molecular function (GO): ATP binding; ATP-dependent protein folding chaperone; ATP hydrolysis activity
Source: RefSeq, a predicted model, not a curated record